UAUCAGUCUGGUGUGGUGGCCGCGCGUCUUGUGCCAAGAAAAGGCGGGCUCUGAGGAAAUAGCAAGUUAUGCUGAAGAACUGAUUUUCCUAUAUAACCUCAAGGCUACCGGUCUCAAAGUCUCCAAUUAACACACACACGUAUAUCGCUCACAGACCAAAGGUUGCUUGCUCUUCUUCCCGGCGAGGAUGUUGCGCACCAAGAAGGACGUUGACCGACACGUGCAGGACAUCUUUCGCAAGCUUCCCAAUGAACACGAGAGAACCUUAAGAUGUUACAAAAUAGCGGAGCUCUACUUCCACGUCGGCGACUAUGAGUCUGCCAGACGCUACCUCUCGCAAUACGUGGAGGUACGCAAGGAAGCAAAAGCACACAAACUCAUGGGUCAAAUUCUCGAAGCCUUAGGUAACAAGGAGAAUGCCUUGGUACAGUAUAAACACGCUUUCGAGCUUGAUGGCAGGCAAGAAGAUCUCAUACUUAAAGUGUGUGAACUAAUGGCUGACUACGAUAUUGAAAUUGAUGUGAAUAGAGCAAAGUAUUGGAUAGAGAGGGCAGACAAACUGUUUCCAAAAAACAAGAUAGUUUUUCAAUUGAAGGAGAAGAUUCUAUCGAUAGAGCGACCUACCAACAAUACUGAAGACCUUGAGAACCUUAUCAAAGCUGAAUUAUCAGUGAGACCAACAGAUGUUCAACUGCGAGUAAAACUCUUGAAACAUUACAUGGAAAAGAAUAAAAUGGACGAUGCUUACAAGCAUGCAGUUGACGUUGAACGAACUAAUAUUCAUAGAAACAAUCUCAUUUGGUAUCAAGUUUUAUGCGAAUUGUUCCUCAAAUGUAAGAACAAUAAACAAUCAAAUUGGUCAUUCUGGAUAUCUUAUAUAUCAGCUUUAGAGCACUGUGCAGCUCUGGCUCUCAAAGAACAAGGGAGCUUAGUUAAAAAGUCAUCUGAAGCCAUGCAAGCAGUAUAUAACUUUGAUCAGCAUUUGACAGAAGCCAAAGCCCAGAGUUUGUCUAGCUAUCAGUCACUUACAGAGAGCAUAUUCAUGCAUAUGUGGGGUCAAUUACAUUUUCACAUGGCUUGUCUGUUGCUACAAAAUACUCAGCGAGAUCAGAGUAGUUGGAGUGAAGCAGCAAGGUUGUCUGCACCUCUAUUGCUAACAGCAGUGCACAUUAAACCUAUUGAUCUUACGGCAUCUUGGGCUAUGCAAGCUGAUAGCUCAAUCAAGAGCCAACUACAAAUUUGGUAUCGUGAGGGAUCAUAUCGUUGUAGCCAAGCAGGACACGUUCUUCGGGAUUACUCUAGAGGCAAUCAAAAGAAACUCAUCAGUGAUAUUGAGAAGUUUUGUAUUGGUUCUUGGAGAGAAAGGAUCUAUCAGAGGAUAUUUGUUGGUAAAAUAUAUCAAAAAGUUCGUAGCUCGUACUUCACAAAUAAUAAUGGACUAUAUCCUCCAUUAAGACUUAUCUCCAACAAUGAAUUGAAAAGAUUUGAUGAAGUUGCUGAAGAAGUUUGGCCAUAUUCUUUACAUCAUCAAAUUUGGCCUGCAGUCAAGAUUCGAAACAGUAAUAGUUUGUACUCAAAUAAACAAGAAGGACUCCAACCAAACUUGUCUUCACAUCUGUUUCCGGAACUGCAGUUCUCUGUUUACAACCUUAAUCAAGCUUCAUCAGUAACUCUCAGCCGUCUUGAUAUUGAUGCUUUCUUAAAUGCUGCUGCAUUGUGCGCUUGUGCUUUCAUAGAAGAGCAGCAACACAAUAAACUUUCAAGCCCUGAUCGAUUACCAACUCUACCUGCUGAUUUGAUUAAUCCUUAUUGCACCCCAGAUCAAGAAAAAUGGUGGUCGGCAGCAUACAAAAUGUAUAAAAAAGAAGUCACUGAUGAGACAGGUGAUACUAGACAACACUUGCAGCGUGGAUUAGAAGUUGUUCGUUGUAUCGGCAAUCACGGCUUGCACCCGACAAUUUUAGUUCAUCUAGCCAGAGUGUUCAGUUACAGAGCAAAACAACUAAGGGAUAAGAAUACUGAAAGUGGCGAUAUUGCUGUUUUAGAGGCACGUUCCGAAAUGUACUGGUCGGCUGCUGUGCCUCUACUUGAAAGACUGCUUGAAAGUAACCAAACGAUUCGUUUGUCCAAUCAAAAACUAUUUGAAUAUGUUGGCAAAGAGAUGAACAACAUGGAACGAACGCACGCAAUAGAGGAAGGUAAAUUAUUACUGGCUCAAAAACUGAUCAAGGACAAAUUUUACGAGCAGGCCGUAGAUGCUCUGAAAGCCCUGAAAUGCCCGGAAGCGUCAUUUGAGCAGGGAAAGAUUUACAAGAUUUUAGCUGAUGAGCUUAUUGAUAGUAUACCAAAGGAAAGCGUAACCUCUGAAAUUCGAUCUCAACAUGGAACACUUUUGACAAAGGCUAAAAAUUGUUUCUACCUCACUUUGGAUCGUUUACGUGGACCUGAUGUUGAUCCCAAACAUCCAUUAAAUUCCGAGCUCUGCUCUUACAUAACUUUAAUAGAAAAUGAACUGAAGAGGGUCGAGCCUGAUAAUGUUUACAAUGAUCGUAACCGAAAUGAUUGUGACGAUUACUCUGGAGAAAGUUACUCCUCUGCACACAGUGACGAGCAUCCGAUCGGCACGAAUUCUUUGUAUCCACAACUGAACAACUCCGUAAUGCACACACCAUUAAGAAAUGUCCGGCGUACUCCAAAACAGUCGAGCACUCCUCGUCAUCACGAUAAUCAUGAUAGCAUUCGUAUGCGUAAUGAGGCACGACCCAGUCCCGAACGGCUCGACGCGCAAAUCCGACAACUCGUUCAUGCGAUCGAAGGUCUUAAAGAACAAAAUCGCGAGCAGCACAGGGGUAUGAUGUCGAAACUCGACGAGCUUAUCAAAAUCAAUUCUAAAAAGGAAAGUCAAAAGCCACGCCCUGUCCAACCACCACCACCACUACCACCUGUGAGCAAUCACAAUGUGGACGAUGAUCUUUAUCAGUUGUAUAAUGACGAAGAGUUCAGUAAAGAGUGGGCAAACUACAGCAAUGUGACACUCCCCACAUCAGGUCGCACUCCUAACUUUCCACCGAAUAUAUUUACUCAAGCUCAACGUCACCCGUACUCUCCGAUCGUCUAUCCACAACUUCAAGGCUAUCCUUAUCAAGGUUUACCAUUUCCCGAUCCAACGGCAGCAAUGGCAAUGUCGAUGUAUCCUGCUUCUGCUGCAGCUUACAAUCCAAUAAAUUCGUUGUACAGAGGUGGUCUUGAACAACAGCCUCUCACUUCGAUGCAACAGAUGAGCGAGAGCCUUUUGCAGCAAGGACUUUAUGGACAGAAAUUUGGCGAGUACACACAGACUCAGGCGCUACCACCACUGACACAAGUGCAGAACAUCGAUGCUACCAGAAAUGAUUCUAAGUUGAGCUUUAACACAGCAAGUGAGCCACCAAGCGUACCAGAAACUAGUAUAUUGAAAGAAACUUUAACAAGUACAAAUAUACCAGCAACAACAACCGCACGUAAAGUUCUACCUGUAAAUGUAGUGAUAACAACAUCGGACACGUUGCCGACGUCAACGUCAAAGUCACCGCCGUGUCUCAGUGUAACUAUACCCGCUCAUCAUCGUCUCGGUAGUAGUGUGCCGAAUGAUCAAAAUACUCCACCACAUAGUUAUCAAAUCUCCAUGCCUUCGCAGCCAAUGAUACCUACAACUGUGAUUUUGCCACCUUUGUCCGAGACUAUGACCAUCACAUCACCGGUGAUUAAAGCACAAGUGGCAGAGAACCAAAACAACAGUAUUUUGUCUACUGGCUCUCGUCACAGCUUUUGCUCAGACGUUACAGAAGUAGAGCACGAUCCAAUUCCCGACUUCGCUCCAAUAAUUCCAUUACCUGAUGAAGUACCGGUGACUACCGGCGAAGAGAACGAAGAAGAAUUGUACUGCGCACGUGCCAAACUUUUCCGUUUCGUUGACAAAGAAUGGAAAGAACGUGGAAUUGGUAACGUUAAGUUGCUGAAAAAUGCUGAAGGCAAGAUUCGCUUGUUGAUGCGUCGAGAACAAGUUCACAAGAUCUGUGCUAAUCACAUGCUUCGAAAGGAUAUGGAACUCACUUCUAUGCCCAACAACGAUAAAGCUUACAUGUGGGUAGCAAAUGAUUUUGCUGACGAGGAAGUAAGACUAGAAAAGUUGUGCAUCAAGUUCAAAACAUCCGAGGAAGCUGCCAACUUUAAAAAUCAGUUUGAUAAAGCUAAGAAUAAUUUGCCGGAGGAAAGUGCUGUUUCUUCUAAAACUCAUAUCGUGAGCUCUGAAAAGUCUUCGUCAAAGCAACCAUCAAAGUCUGAACCAACACCUUUCAAACCAGCUGAAUCGAAGCUUGGUGGAUUUACAUUUACAUCUUCGCCCAUCAUUCAAAAGCCAUCGUCGCCAACGCAGAAAAAAGAGGAAAGCAAGCCCAGUCCAUUCGCUAAUUUUUCGUUUGUUAAAUCAAGCGAGGGUGCACAACCAGCCGCAACCGGAUUCAACUUUGGAGCUCCUGCUGCGACACCUGUGUUUAGCCAAGAUCCAGUAAAAGUUAAUUUGCGAAGACCGCAUACUGACGUAUAUACCGAAGUUGUGAAGCCAUUGGACAGUGAGGUAAUGGUGACACAGAUGAUUGUCAGCCUUGCACAUUAUCCUGGUGAAAAUAAUUCAUGGCACGAAAUGGGUGCUGGAAUCAUGAAGGUGUUGUCUGACAAGAUAUCCGGAAAGCUUCGUCUCUUGAUGAACAACCAUCAGCAGACAAAAACUCUGCACAACCAGCUAAUAACUCCGACACUUGUAUUUAAUCUGAAAGACGAUUCUAUCAACUGGACUAGUGUAGAUCUCAAAGAAAAAUACUUGGCUCGCUUUUAUGAUUUUACUCUGGCAUCAGUCUUCCAUUUCCAUUUAAUGGACGCAAUAGGAAAAACUUCAAAACCAUCCACAAACUCCGUGUCAAGCGUUCAAAAACCUCUGUCAGAGCUUUUCAAACCAGCAACUGGUUCAUGGGAAUGCAACGACUGUUACACUCGUAACACAGCUGGUGCAACAAAAUGUAUCGCUUGUGAUAAUCCAGAUUCUGGUGUUCCAACUCCUUCAGCAGUUCCUCCUUCAUCGACAAACACUACUAAAUCUUUGUCGGAGAUGUUCAAACCAGCCGUAGGAUCGUGGGAAUGCAAGGACUGCUAUACUCGUAAUAAUGCCGCUGAUACUGCAUGCGUCGCAUGCCAAGCACCAGCUCCUGGUGUACCAGCUACUCUACCAUCAGAAAUGUUCAAACCUGCAUCGACUUCUUGGAGUUGUAAGGGUUGUAAAAUUACUAAUAAUCAGUCCAGUCAGUAUUGCGUUGCCUGUGAUAUGCCACAAGAUCCGUCAAUGCCACCAAAACCAAAGGCUAGUGGAGGCUUUAUGAUAGGUUUUGGAGCUACAAGCGCUAAUCCAACCUUCACGUUUGGCAUGCCUCAGAAUCAAACAACUCCAUCCAAAGAAAGCACAGGUUUCAACUUCAGUUUCUCGAAAUCAAGUGAAAAGGCCGUUUCUUCCCCGAUUUCCAUAUUCGGUAGUAAUAAGACGACAACGCCAAACACUUCAGGUUUCCUUUUUGGCACACAGCCACCAACUACGCCACCAAGCAGUAGCGGAGGUGAAUUCACUUUCGGCUCACCUGGCAAAUCAUUUGACUUCCAAUUCCAAGCUAAGUCGCCACCUAUAAAGUCACCUGAACGCCCAGAAACCAGCGACGAUGAACAGGUUGAAGAGUCGGAUGAUGUGUACUUUGCUCCGGUUAUUCCACUACCGGAUAAAGUAGAUGUAAAGACUGGUGAAGAAGAGGAAGAAGUAGUUUACAGUCAUAGAGCGAAACUGUUUAAGUACGACACAUCUAUCAAGGAAUGGAAGGAGAGAGGUCUUGGAGAUAUCAAAUUACUCAGGCAUUCAGAUACUAAGAAGCUCAGGCUUGUAAUGAGAAGAGAACAGGUACUUAAAAUCUGCUUGAAUCACGCUGUGACUGCCAACUUAGAAAUCACUCCAAAGGAUGACAAGACGUGGAUGUGGACUGCAGGCGACUAUAGUGAAGGUGAAAUUGAAUAUCUGCAAUUUGCUUGUCGUUUCAAGAAUUCCGAAAUAGCUGAGGAGUUCAAAGCGGCCAUCGAUAACGCUUUCAAGCGUGACAGUGACAUUACACCAGUUAGCAAACCAAAACCUAUUGCUAAGAGUAGCUCUUUGUCUGAUAUUGAGGUUGUCUACGAGAUAAAAGUAACGCCUGAAGAAAAAGCAGCAGCGUUGAAACUUCAACUUCCAGAGAAUUUCUAUGCUUACAAAUAUAAAGAUGAUUGCCCAGGUUGUCGAGGAUGCAGAGAAUCGGACGAACCACUGUUUAAGUCCGCAGAAAGGAAACCAAUCGUUGUAAAGGCCAACGAUGCUACUCUGUCAUCUACAACGGUCAACGCUAUGAAUAACAUUCCUAGCAAACCGGCUAUUACCACGGCGUCGACUGCUGGUUCAGGUACGAAGACCACGUUUGGAAGUGCAGCUAAUCCACCAAUAUUUGGUAGUACUGCUAGCACGGUUGAUGAUCCAGGUAAAUCAACAGGUUUCGUGUUUGGUCAGUCAACAGCAACGAAAUCGGCUGAGACGGGACUUGAGAAUUUGAAAAUCUGCAGCCCAUCCGUUCCUGUCACGAUUACUACUUCACUACCAUCAACAAACGUCUUUGGUAGUUUUGGUCCAUCUCAAAAGUCCAUGUUCGGCGGUACGCAAUUCCCGCAGACUAUUGCUACGACAACUACGAGUAGUAUAUUUGGUGCACAACCAGCUGUAACUACUGCUAGCGGUAUAUUCAGUGCGCAACCAGCUAUUACCAAUGCGAGUACAGGCAAUAUCUUUGGUAGUUGUAAACCAGCAUUUGGCGGUGGCGACAACAAACCAGUAUUCGGUGACAGUAAACCUAUGUUUGGUGGCGUCGAUAGUAAACCGGUAUUCGGUGGCUUGGACAGUAAGUCCUCAGUAGUGAAUCUUUUUGGUUCAAAUAAACCACCGUCUGCGAAUAUCUUCGGGGGCGGAGCAUCUACUACGGCAACUAAUGCUGCAGCAAACUCAAUCUUUGGUCAGAAUAUGACUAGUGGUUCGAUCUUUGGUGGACAGUCGAAUUCUACACCAACUUUCGGUUCGCUUGCCGCGCAGUCGAACAACCAAACAAGUACUCCAUCAUUCGGUACACAAGCCGUAACACCUCCGGCAACGACCAGUUCUUCGCUAUUCAGUGAAACGACUAACCAGUUUACGUCGAAAUCAAGCUUCGGCAACAACGCUACCCCCGCUGUUGGUUUGUUCAGUAGUACAGCAGCUUCUGAGGGCGGCAAUAUUUUCGGUGCCAAAACUACACCAACUACCACAGCAACCACUACAGCGUCAAAAGAAAGUGGUAAGGAGGGUGUGAGUUUCUUGCCGACAGAUAGUUCGUUGUCCUUCUCGGCUUUGGCCGCUAACACUGCUGAACAGCAACCUGCUUUCAAGACAGAUCCAAAUUUCACAUUUGAGGGAGCAGGAGCUUCAGUUUUUGGACAAAAGACAGCAUUAAAAACCGCAACUAAGAAAGCCUCAACGAAAACAACGCCAAACAAAUCUAAGAAUGACGAUGAUGAGGAUGGUGAAGAGGAAGACGAUAAUGGAGAAGAACAUGAUCCACAUUUUGAGCCUAUCAUUCCAUUGCCAGAUGCUAUUGAAGUUCGAACUGGUGAAGAAGAUGAAGAAAAAGUGUUUUGCCAGCGCGCCAAGCUCUUCAGAUACGACCAAAACACGAAAGAGUGGAAAGAGCGUGGAGUCGGUGAGAUGAAACUGCUGCAUCAUCCAGAGCAUGGCACUUAUCGCUUGCUCCUCCGUCGUGAGCAAGUGCACAAGAUCGUGUGUAACAUGGCUUUGAACUCGGAGAUGAAGUUCCUCACUUUAAACUCUUCCGAUAAGGCGUGGAUGUGGUUCGGCAUGAAUUAUGCUGAACCCGAAAACGCUGAAGUCGAACAGUUAGCUGUGAGAUUCAAGUCACCAGAGUUGGCUGCUAAAUUCAAAGAUGCUGUCGACAAGGCGCAAAAGGCCAUCGCUGAGAGAAGCAGCUCGCAAGACUCGACUGGAAGGUACGACGAUGGCCAGCCAGAAGAUGACUAUGACGAUGAUUACGAAGGUGACGAGUACGCUGAUGAAGACGAUGAGGAAGACGAAGAGGAUGAAGACAACAUGACCAUGUUUGAAAAACAAGUCACUUUGUUCGUACGAAAUGAGAGCGAAAAUACUUGGGAUAACCGCGGUACAGCCAAUCUUAAAGUCAUCUACGACUCGGAUAUCUUUGGCGCGAGAAUCGUUAUAGAAAGUGAAGCCAAGGAGAUCGUUAGCGAGACUGUCAUUAGCAUGGAUACCACGAUGAAGUGCGAAGAUACAGAGUGCGAGUGGGCAGCUAUCGAUUAUGCAUUAGAGCCACCUAUCAGGCGCUCCUUGAAAACUGUUUUCGCGACAUCAAUGACUGCUCAGGAGAUGUAUCACGCCUUCGAAGAAGGACAAGAAUGUGCCACAAAUGCCGACAUUCGAGAGUGAAUUGUCAGCUAGUUUUCUCUACCUAAACAAAAAAUAAUAUGUACAAUGAAUUUGUAACAGAAACAUCUUUCUAGAUUAGUAGUGUAUAAAGUAUCUAACUAGCGCUUCUAUUUGAAAGAAUAAGAAAAAAGACGGGUCGAACAAUCAAUUCUUAAAAGCAGGUCUUUUCAUCGAUGCGACAACUCUUGUUAUAAACUUUGAUUUCCGGUCGUCUAUUUUUUAAUACUACCAUCUCGCAUAAUUAUUAUAGUUAUUGUAAAUGAAAAAAAAGAGAACACGAGAGUAGUGCAAGACUUUUUAGAAACGAGCAAUUUUUUUUAAUAAUCUUGCGACGAUAUGCCCGCAAUUUCGCUAAUCAAUGUUAGUUCUAAACAAACGAUUAGCCGACUGUUUUAGCGUAAAUUGGCUUGUGAUAAUGAUUAUUAUUAUUAUUAUUAUUAUUAUAAACCGAAUUUUAUUUAUGGUAGAAUUAAAAUGAGACACGACUGUACCCAAAUUUACGUACUUUAAUUUGUAAUUUUUUUUCUUAUGUUAAGGAUAAGAUACAUUUUCAUGAAUAUAUU
Molecule: messenger RNA, 9144 nt
Organism: Phymastichus coffea
Lineage: Eukaryota; Metazoa; Arthropoda; Insecta; Hymenoptera; Eulophidae
Product: RANBP2-like and GRIP domain-containing protein 5/6
Exons: 32
Coding region: 188-8581 (2797 amino acids)
Biological process (GO): intracellular transport
Cellular component (GO): cytoplasm; nuclear pore
Molecular function (GO): GTPase activator activity; protein binding
Source: RefSeq, a predicted model, not a curated record